ACGACGGAUUUGGAUUGACUUGGCCACUGGUGGCCCCAGCAUGGGAACAGCGCCAGUGAGCAGCAGCAUAUAACAUCCACGCUUGUGGGCUGAGACUUUUCCUCCAGCUCACGCCAUUAAGGGAAUAUACUUGCAUCAUCUAAACAAAUCGGUAUUGGCAGGGGAUAUGCGGCUUAGCCCCGUGGCUGGCCUUAAUUAGGAAGAAGAGUAAGCAGCAGCAGCAACAUGGUGGCCAAGAGGAAGCGUGCUCGCUCCGAGCAAGAAAACCAGGAAGAGCCUCUCCCACUCCCGCCUCUGGUUAGAGACUCGGAACAACCUAUCAAGAAAAAGGGAAAAUGGAUGAACAAGCAGCGUGUGUUGGUAUUUGGCUCUCGUGGCAUGUCGUUUCGAGAUAGACAUCUGAUGGAUGACCUUCGAUCUCUCUUGCCACACAGCAAACCUGAGUCCAAGAAAGAGCGUAAAGAUGAUCUCAGAGUUAUUAAUGAGAUAGCAGAGAUGAAAAAUUGCAACAAGUGCAUCUAUUUUGAAAGUAAAAAGAAAAAAGACCUGUACGUGUGGGUCUCCAAUAUUCCACGAGGGCCUUCUGUCAAGUUUCUUGUCCUAAAUGCGCACACCAUGAAGGAGCUCAAGAUGACUGGCAAUUGUCUAAAGGGUUCAAGACCCUUCUUGAGUUUUGACCCUGCUUUUGACGAGCCUCAUUGGGCAGUGAUAAAGGAGCUUUUUGUGCAGACUUUGGGCACCCCAAACAACCACCCAAAGAGUCAACCCUUUCAUGAUCAUGUAUUUACUUUCUCCAUCCUGGAUAACAAAAUUUGGUUCCGCAACUAUGAAAUAUUAGGAAUGGAUGGCAAGCUGUCCGAGAUUGGUCCCAGAUUUGUCCUAGACCCCAUUAAGCUGUUUGAUAGCAGCUUUGGAGGCGUUACACUGUGGGAGAACCCAGCUUACAUAAAUCCAAAUAUGAUACGACGGGAGAAACAUAAGGCUGCAGGUUAUAAAUAUAUAAACAAGAAGCAACAGAAGGAAGGCUUUAAGAAAAGAACUCCAAUACAACCUUUUCGUGGUGACCCCACCAAUGAAGUUUUCCAGACCAAGGCGCCUGAAGAAGCUACCGGCGGAGAAAAGCAGCUCUUUAUUCGCAAAAAGUUUUAACUUUGUAAUACUUCUGUGUUGUGUAAAGAUUUUGUAGUAAAAGAUAAUAUAAUG
Molecule: messenger RNA, 1203 nt
Organism: Procambarus clarkii (red swamp crayfish)
Lineage: Eukaryota; Metazoa; Arthropoda; Malacostraca; Decapoda; Cambaridae
Product: ribosome biogenesis protein BRX1 homolog
Biological process (GO): rRNA processing; ribosomal large subunit assembly
Cellular component (GO): nucleolus
Molecular function (GO): rRNA binding
Source: RefSeq, a predicted model, not a curated record